UGGAGGUAGCGAGACCUCAGUAAGUGGUUGUCAUUCACUAGAACAAAAAACUCAGGGCUAGGGCCACUUCCUGUUAGAUGAGGGUUGCCAGAGCAAAAGCAAGGCAAAAAACUGUUGCACAUCACUCACUAGGCCAAGUAACAGGAAGGGACGGCAUCCAGAGAAACUUCAGGGAAUGUAAUGGAAAUGAGCAGAACAGCCACUCUAUUGCUCUUGGCCACACAUGUGUCCUAUACAGAGGCUGUGCAUGUGAGCGACCCAGUUGUUUGCUAUAUUUUAGAUGUAAUUCUGCUGCUGUAUUCCAUUAUUUUUACUGCUCUCUACUUCCAAGUGAAGUUUACAAGGAAAGAGCCUAUUCCUCCUGAACCUGCAACCCCAGCACGAAACCCCAAUGAGCCUGUAUACACAGACUUGGAUCUGCCUCAGAUGAGUUCUGAUUAUCAGCAAUUGGACAGACCGAUUAGAAGACGAGAAGAGGAGACACAUUAUCAGGAACUGAGAGGACAAUCAAAUGAAGAAUACCAGGAAAUAAAAAAAACAGGAAUUAAACCUCGCAAAGGCAACAACAAACCUAAUGAGGCUCGAACGAGAAGAAAACUGGAUGCCGCUGAAGCUGUGGAGAUGGACACUUUUGUGGUAUCAUGAAAUUAAUUAUGUGUAAACUCAAAAAGAACAACAUAUAUAUAUAUAAAUAAAGAGAGAGAGAGAGAGAGAUAGAUAGAUAGAUAUCUGCUAACUAACAGAUACAUCACAUGUAUCUGUUGUAUGCAUUCAUAUUUUUUUGUUUGUGUUUUUACUUUGUUUAUAUAGCCUGUAAUUUGCUAUCUUGUUUGUCAACCUUUUGUUACAAUAGAUGGUCUUGUAUGCUUAACACACAAGGAAGGCACUGAUAAUUUUGUAAGCUGCAAUUUAUGAACUGGACUUCGAAAGUGUUAAAUAGUCCCAGUCAUCAUGUGACCAGACUAAACGUAAAAUAAACAUAUUACUGUAAUUACUAAACAUAUGCACAAAAUAAAAUGUAAUAUCUAUUCUGUAAGGCUGUUCAACUAAUUAUACACAUUUUCAAAUUUAGAAAGACCAAUGACAUGUUAGAAUAUUAAAACAGUUGGAAAAUGGUUUAAUGAUGUUUACAACAAAAAAGAGAACUGUACAGUUACAGUAAAAGAUUAUAUAUAUAAAACAACAAAAAUACAGCAGACAAAUGCAUUAAAGCUACCAUGUUAUCCUGAUUCACAUACUUUUAAUCUACACAAUCAUUCAAUUCUAAGCUACAGUGAUGUAGCCAUUUAGCGUUCAGUCUAGGGUUUAUGUUCUUGAUAACAGGCCACGAGUGGCAAUAGAGUUCAGGUUUGUAGUGAUACACAGAACCCAACCAAUCAUCACUAUGACAACAAUGAGUUACAGCGUUCUGAAGGGAGAUAUAGGAGUAACAAUCUACAGUAUGUGACAGGGUGAGAAUGGAACACUUUCCUUAAGAUUUAGCUGAAGGAAAUACAGAAAUGAGAAAUGAGAGUAUAGAGAGGGAUUUCUUUUGAAAUCAUUGACAAAGCAUUAUGUACAUUUUCAUUUUUUUCCUCUUUUGUUUUAAAAACAAUGAUAAAUUGGGCAGUGAAACUGAUAUCACAUACAUUGACAUCCAAAAACAUACAAAAAUACUAUUUCUUUUACCUACAGUAAGACAGUUUUGCCGUUAAUUCCAUGCUGUGACAGAAAAAAGAACAACAAAUUCAAGAAAAUUAAAACAACAAACUCCCCCCCCCAUAAGCAUCUCAGAAAAAUACCAAAAUAUACAUCUAAGCUUUGGAAUUACUGAGGUUAGGACUACUGCCAGAGCUGGGUUCUGUUUCUUAAUACACAAGCUGAAGGAUUUGGGAAGGAAGAAGGAAAAAACAGAGUCAUCUUUGGUAUCUGCAUUUGUAAAACAUUUCAUAUUUGGAUUUUUGCUUUGGAAUAGAGCUUACAGUUUCUUUCGACCCUUCACUCGGCAUAAAACUAUCAAAAGGAUUGUGUCACACAGACACCACCCUUGCUGGAUGGAGGACAACAAUGCAUAGUUGCACAGCUGAUCAAUCAAACCAAUUGAAAUCAUGAUCGUGGAAACAGCAAAGCUAGAUAAAUACAUUGACAGAACACCAAAAUUACGGGACAACGGCACCUAAAAUUAUGGAGAGACCUUGCAUGUUUUCCGUAGACAAUCAUAGAAACAGUGUUGUAACUCCAGAGAACAGUUCAUCCAGAGAAGGUUGCAGUGAGCCCAGGACAUCCUUCAGUGUGUAUUAAUAAACUUCACCCAGCCCGUGAGGUGUUACUUUGACAAGUCCUUUCAAGAAGCCAGCAGAGCUUUUUUUCCCCUCUUUUUACUAAACCCCGCCCACUUAGCCAUGUGUGACCAAUGAUCUCAAAAGUUGAGGCAGGGUAAUAGGAGAGAGAGUUUAGUCCAUACAAUCACUUUGAAAGUCUUUGGUUACCACAGAGAAGGUGAGGAACUUGCAGACCGCCAAAAGAACGAAGAACACACAAGCACACAAACCAUGCAGCAAAACUCAGAAUGGGGGAAAGAUGACGAUUGUCAAAUCAUAUAAAAAGCUUUGAUACAAAAUGAAUAAGUGGCUAGUGUGAACUUAAGUUUAUAUAAAAAGGAAAAUAUAAAUAAGUGGGAUGAGCUUCUAAAUUCUGGCUAAUAUGCAUGUGCUUGUGUGUCUUGCGUGCCUUUUUGUUCUUCUUGGUGUCAAUCCAGUUUCUCACUCCAAACAAUAUACUGACAACUGCGGGCUUCCUGCUGUGGGACAGUAAAUUUUUUAAAUUUCAUUUAAUCUUAUGAAGUAGAUUUAAGCAAGUUUUUACUCGGUUAUAAAUGAGGUAUACAACAGCUCCUUUACUCAGACCAGCUCUCACUCUUUCUGGUGCAUGACCUCUUCUGCAACUAUCCUAUUUUGUCACUAGACUGAGGGUCUACAGCAACAAUAUAUUAUACAAUCGGAAUACUACCCAGUCACACACCAAAAUCAAGUGUCCAAGGGAUCAUUUACAGCCAUGUGGUCAAUUGCAUCAAAUCAAUAUGAUGCUUCCUUAUAUCCACUAAUAUCCAAAAAAAUGCCAUGUUUCCUGUAUUUUUGAUCGAUGAGUAAAUCAAAGUCUUAUUACUUCAGACAGAAACUACUUUCUAUACAGUAUUAAAAGGAAUAGUUUUCUAUCAAACAAAAAUGGUGUCAUCAAAAUCCGACCACCAUCAGAUCGCCUCAGUCACCAUUCACUUUCAUUGCAUUUUUUCCCCAUACAAUGAAAGCGAAUGGUGACUGAGGCUAACAUCUCGCCAAACAUCUACUUUUGUGUGCUAUGCAGUUAAGAAAGUCAUACGGGUUUAAACACAACAUGAGGGUGAGUAAAUGACAGAAUUUUCAUUUUUUGGUGAACUAACCCUUUAACUUUUUAAAGUAAAAGCACCACAAGCAACAAUCAUGCCACCCCCCUACAAAUCAGCAGGAGUUGAGUUAUUAGUAAAGCUUUUUCAACAGGUAUCCAACCGGCUUGAAUUCUACCUACAUAAUAGGUAGCAACACUUCCAAAAUAUCACAAAACACAUAGAACUCACAGCAUUAUUUUCAUGGUCGAUAUGCACCACGCGAGUUUGACAUUGGUGCAUGCUUGGGUGCAUCUUCUUUCACAUGCGCACACAUACGCAACAAAAAACGAAAAUCAUCUCUUGCAUAAACAUACUCACUACAAUUUGCUACAAUGUGUCAAACUUCUGAAAUAAUAAUAAUAAGAAGAAUAAUAAUAAGGCAUAAAUCAUAAAUGCAAGUUUUUGUCAAACUAAGAAAGCCAGUGACCUUGCUCCCUCAUGAUAUACUAAAAAAAAAUUCAGUAAAUAAAUUCAAAUGAUUGUUAAAGUAAAAAAAA
This is a messenger RNA of Myxocyprinus asiaticus (Chinese sucker), 3900 nucleotides long. Its product is annotated as T-cell surface glycoprotein CD3 zeta chain-like. The record is from RefSeq and is a predicted model, not a curated record. The transcript has 8 exons. Lineage: Eukaryota; Metazoa; Chordata; Actinopteri; Cypriniformes; Catostomidae. Gene Ontology annotation, biological process: cell surface receptor signaling pathway. The coding region runs from base 181 to 645 and encodes 154 amino acids. Gene Ontology annotation, molecular function: IgE receptor activity. Gene Ontology annotation, cellular component: Fc-epsilon receptor I complex.